Molecule: messenger RNA, 1006 nt
Organism: Phytophthora sojae
Lineage: Eukaryota; Oomycota; Peronosporomycetes; Peronosporales; Peronosporaceae
Exons: 1
Coding region: 100-939 (279 amino acids)
Source: RefSeq, a predicted model, not a curated record
GUCGCCCCCAGAGUAGCCGUAGCCCAACUCAGUGUCGAGAAGGAGGAGAGCGGCCGCCAUGGACAAUCGAGUGAGAUCUCCCGGACGAAACUUGAAGCCAUGCCGGUCGGCGGGCCGGCGACGGUCGGUCAAGCACUCCUCGUUUGGUUGUUUUCGUGGCCGCAUUCGCCGAUUUGCGCCCAACCACCAAGCACCAUGGCCGUAGUCGCCGACCACGAGCUCACCGCCGUGUGCCAGUUCCUCAACGAGCUGAGCCUCGACGAGAUCUACCGGCUGGACCUGGCCACCUGCGACGACGCAGCCCCGGCCUCGGACGAUAGUGUCUGCAGCGACGACGAGACGGACUCCUCCUCGUCCACCGUGACGGGCGUCACCACCGAUGAGGGCAGCGACGUUGAAGACCCACCGAGAUCCGUCGCUCUCGCGUCUUCAAGGAAGCGCGCGGCCGGCCAACCCUCGGCCACCGAGUCCCCGACCAAGAAGAAGCGCGUGCCCAAGUCGGAGCUCCAGCGCGCGCGCCAACGGGUCUACGACAAAAAAUCCCGGUCCAAGAAGCAGUUGUCGCACAAGGCCCUGUGCGAGACGUUUGUGCCCGCGCUCGAGCUCUUCGUGGAGCUGAUGGCGAAGCGCGUGGGGCAGACCGAGGUGGUGCUCCGAUUGCUGCGCCUCGCAGACGAGAGCGAAGGCGUCAGUGCGCCGCCCCCCGCUCACUUCCAGCAAUGGUCGGUGAACGAAAGAGCGAUCAAGUUGAGCAACGAGUGGCUGCUCAAAUGGAGCGAGAACAGAUCGACCGAGACGGGCAAGUUCUUCAUGCGCGGGCAGGCCAAGGAGAUCGAGCUGGAGAUGGAAAGGCUGGCGGCGGUUGGCGAGCAGUUAGCUUCUGUCCAGGCCGAGCUGCGGUGGCGACUCGGAGGACCGACGCUCACCUUUACGUUUUAGUCUUGUUUAGUUUCUCAUGUACUACGUAGUUGUGCAAUUUUAACAAAUAUUUACGUCCGUCAUCUGC